AUGCCUGCCUGCCGCUACCUUGGUCACCUAGUUGCCACCCUCCUCCUUGGCCUGCUGCUGCCCCUCCCCCUCCUCAGGCCCCAGGUGAGCACAGGAGCAGAGAAAUCAGGCGUGUGCCCCGCGCUAGAGGUGGACCUGAACUGCACGCAGGAGUGCCUCUCGAAUGGGGAAUGCGCGGACAAUCUCAAGUGCUGCUGGGCCGGCUGCGCCACCGUCUGCCAGAUGCCCAAUGAAAAGCAGGUUUCUUGCUCCAAGCUGGACAUCGCCUGCCCCCAGCUCAGCCUCUGCCUGAACCAUUGCCAGGUAAACAGCACGUGUCUGGCCAGUUGA
Orcinus orca (killer whale) is the source of this 330-nucleotide messenger RNA. RefSeq names its product WAP four-disulfide core domain 2 (gene WFDC2). The record is from RefSeq and is a predicted model, not a curated record. NCBI's taxonomy places the organism in Eukaryota, Metazoa, Chordata, Mammalia, Artiodactyla, Delphinidae. The transcript is spliced from 3 exons. The coding region runs from base 1 to 330 and encodes 109 amino acids. Gene Ontology annotation, biological process: innate immune response; antibacterial humoral response. Gene Ontology annotation, molecular function: peptidase inhibitor activity. Gene Ontology annotation, cellular component: extracellular region.